Messenger RNA from Opisthocomus hoazin, 645 nucleotides. NCBI's taxonomy places the organism in Eukaryota, Metazoa, Chordata, Aves, Opisthocomiformes, Opisthocomidae. The record is from RefSeq and is a predicted model, not a curated record.
AUGCCAUGGAUGCCUCCCUUUGCAGCUAUGUUGCACAGCAGCAGCUACAACAGGAACCUGUAUCAGUCAAAAGAGGACCACUGUGGAGGGCUCUGUUACCAUGACAACAACGUCCUGUCAGGGUCUUUGGAAGUUCUGAUGCAGCAAUUAGUACCCAAUGUCUAUUACUAUCCUGAUAACGAGAUAUUAAAAAUUGCACCCAAAAUACUGCUGUUGUUGACUGAAUGGACAGAGACAUUUCCUUAUGAUUUCCGAGAUGAAAGAAUGGUGAGGAAAUUAAUGGAGUUGGCACAAAGUAUAGCCAGUGUUGAUGAGAUGUACGGGAAGAACUUGGAGCAGCCUCUCCAGAACCUCGUUCGGAAGAUCACCACUCUUAGACAGUAUGAGGAAGCAUUUGCAAAAAUUAAUGCCACAUCCACAGAUUGCCUUAGAGUUAUAAAGACAAAGCAGUCCAUCCAGAGGGACAUAAUCACAGUGUGCAAUGAUCUCUACAUGUUAGCUCAGCAGCUGACACACAUAGAACUGGAGAGACUCAAUUAUAUUGGACAAGAAGACUUUGUCCAGGAGUUUGUGCAAAACGAGCUUUUGGAUAAUGACAAGAGGGAAAAACGUGUUGUCUCUACUAAAUCAAUGGCGCAGGAGUGA